UACAGUAAUUUCCAUGUUCCCUGAAGAGGCACACUUGAGUGCAUGUACAUGAAUCAGUGUCUUCAAUGCUUUUUUUCCCCCAAGAAACUCAAAGGUUUAUUGUUGCUACAUCCUGCAACUCAAAUCGACGACCACAUUUCUGCAUCCCAGCAUGCAUUUGUAAAAAAAGGAACUGUAAAAUUUUACAAGGAAAAAAUAUUCUUCGAUCUCCCAUUCAUUAUCAUAAAUUGGAAACGUGUAGCUGCAAUGAAUAUAUGAGUAACACUUGAACUGAACUGCGUGACACUCCUGUUUGUUUUUUACUUGACCAUUUAAGUAAAUUUCUACCACCUGUAAUGGCCCUUCUGAACCAAUGAAAUCACCCGAUAUUGAUAUCAAACAUUAAUUUCCAAAUAUAAUUCAUGCUUUAAUAGCCUGCAAAUGUAUCAACUGAAUUGUUUAUUUAAAACAAGCAAGGCUCAAACAUUCAUCUCUCAGGUGUCAUCUGUUCAGCUGUGUAUUGUUAGUUACAUAACCCUGAAACAAAGCGAUUUCACCAUGUGCCAAUGGGUUCUGUCUGCUGAGUAAAGCCUCUGGUGUUUUCUGGUCGUCUUUUCUACAUAUCAAUUUAUAAAUCCAAAAACAAGCACCCAAACAAUGGGUUAAUGCCAUGCCAACUACACAUAAUAAAGCAAACUUACUUUGAUGGGAAGCAAAGUUCAUGGACUUCAAAAUCAUUGUCUGAUAAAGUAAUAAGGAUUUUUCACUUUAAUACAAGAGUCAUAGAAAAGGCUUCAGAAUAUAUUAGUGUGGUGAUUUGGUUGCUUUGUAUUUCUUUGCACUCUAGGUGUCACCGUUAAAUCUGAAUUCGACCGACUGAGGUGCUGAAAAGCCGCUGGACAGAUCUUAACUUGCAUCUUUGUGAUGCUGCUUGUGGCCCAGAAGAAGGUGGUGAAGAGGGAGGAAGUGGCCAAGAGGGAUUCGGAGCGGUGCCGUCUCAACACGGUGCUUCAGAUCCAGCAGCUUCUCGGGAGUCUGCAGCUGGAUCACGUCAGAAAAGAUCUGCUGACUGGACAAAAUCAGGCUCCGGUGCUGCCGCCCCAUCAGCUGCAACACCUGGUCCAGCUCGCCGCCCUGCUGGGAGUCACAAAGGACAACUCUCUGAGCUUGGAUCGUCGGAUGGAGAAGGCUGCCCAGGCCUACUUGGAUCUUUUGGAUGGGAAGGACAAGCCAGUUGUUGGAACAACAUUCAAGCAGCUGAAGGAGGAACUGAGUGAACUGUUGAGCAGCGAGUACUUUAUCUGUCUGCCUGCUCCUCCUCCUCCUGUCAAGCCCCUCGAUGUGCCACUGACCUCCAGCAACACCAAAGUAAAGCCAAAACCAAAUGAAGUGAAGGAGUUUUUCAACAGACUGUACCUGUCUGACAUGGCGACUCCUCCUACUCAGAGCGGAAAGGAAGUGCUGACCAUGACGGAGCAAGAGCCUCCUGACUCCUGGGACAUGGAGCUUGUCGAAGAGCCAGACUCAGCAGAAGUCUCCAAGCCGUGGAGAGGAGCUGCCACCUUCAUUCCAAAGGUCUCGGCCAGCAAGAAGCAGUCCAUGUGUGGAAAACGGAGGAAAGGGAAUAAGGCCAAAAUAGAGCAAAGCAAUAAGUUGGCCAGUCACACAGAAAUGCCUGUAGAAGUUUUCAACUCGCCGACGUUCUUGCCACAAGACCCGGUACUGAGGAAGCGGCACUUGGAGGACUUCAUGACCAACUGCGAUGGAUCUUUUUGUUUCAUGCAGGACUCUCUUUUGGAUGGUGAGGCCUCGCCUUCCACUGUUCCCUCCCGGCUGAAGUUGCAUGGAUCGCAGUCUUCUCUGGGUUUGAGAAGCCCUGUAGACAUUCCUCUUAAAACGCUUCACUCCACUCCACUUCCUGCCAGACUCCUGGAGCGCAAAGCCAGUCUGACUAAUGGAGAUCCGAGCCUGCAGAGUUUCCAACAGGGCUUUUCCCCAAAGAACCUCUCUCGUGAGCUUCUGCACUUGACGGAGAGGAAGAAGUUCCCCUCACCUCCACUUUACUGCCGUGAGUCGCCCAUCUCUGUGAGCCUGGAGAAGAACCGUCCUCAUACCCCUGUGGCUGGAUCUGGAAAGCAAUCCCCUCUGAGCAGAGUCGUGUCUCGCUCCUCCACCCCCUCUCAAGACCAGAGUUUCUCCACUCCUCCCUCCAGACGAACUCUCAGCUCUACACACUACAAGAACAUCCAGGCAGUCUUGGAGCAGACUGCUUUGCCUACCCAAAAAUGUGUUGGUGCCUGCAAACCAGAUUUUGGUGAACCUGUGUUGAUCACCACCAGCACCCAAACUCCACCUGAAUUUGCUCCCUUUCCACAGCAAGGCUAUUUCCUGUCGCCUGGUCAGAUGGGUGCCAACGGCGGCAGACCUGGGCCACCCCAUUACAGUAGACGGUCUCUGAGAGGAGGAGCCUAUGUCCCUCAUGGGCCCGUCAGAGAGUCAGGCCCACACAUCUAUGCCGGAUGGGAGUCUGGAUAUCAGCAAGGCUACCACCAUGGGGGGCGGCACAACUCUGCCCCCUGGAGCGACUCUUCCCAAGUGAGCAGUCCAGAACGAGAGGCAGAGUUCACGAUUGUGGAUUCGGGUCACGGAGAUUCCCUGUCGGCGUCGACCAUGGAGGUCCCUCUCACCCCCCACGGCCAUCACACCACACUGCUGCCCAUGCCGGUGUACCCGCUCUCCCAGCCCAUCAGAGUGGCCUUCACUGCCUCGCGCACCGCUAACUUUGCCCCGGGGAACCUGGACCAGCCCAUCGUCUUCGACCAGCUGCACAGCAACCUCGGCGACAUGUACGACUCUCGCAUAGGCCGCUUCACCUGUCCGGUCAACGGCAUCUACGUUUUCAUCUUCCACAUCCUCAAGUUGGCCAUCAACAUCCCCCUCUACAUCAACCUCAUGCGUAACGAGGAAGUAAUGGUGUCCGCCUACGCCAACGAUGGCGCCCCCGAUCACGAGACGGCCAGUAACCACGCCAUCCUGCCACUCUUUCAAGGAGACCAGGUGUGGCUCAGGCUGCACAGAGGAGCCAUCUAUGGAAGCACCUGGAAGUACAGCACCUUCUCUGGAUUCCUGCUGUACCAGGACUGAAUUCAGCUCUGGUCCUGCAGCGCUCUGUGUAACUCAUCCUGGAGGGGAAUUCAUGUCCUCGAGUUGUACAUCUUGUGUUCAACCCAUGAGUGUGUUGUUUUCAAUUAGGUAUUUGCUUGUUUGUCUUUCUGAUUCGAGUGUGUGUGCGUUAAGUGGAUUUAGUCUCACAUUGUUGUGAGGAAGGAAGCGAGGGUGAACACGUGAGGGACGACUGUUGCACUGAGACGAUGUCAAAUGGCCUCCUGAUGUGGCUUAAUAAACAUGAGCAGUGAAUAAUGGCUUCCUCUCGUGGCUCAACAUCUUAUUGGCUGAAUGACAACUGGCUCCCUGUCAUGGUGGCCUUGGCACUGUUCCUGAAGCCUCAACAUUGGGCAAUCUCUGCUUCUGCUCUGAAGAGGUUGUUGAAUUUGAGAUGAAAAGGUUAUAGACACAAAAUCGAACUUGUGACUGAGAUACAGCUGACGGAUUAAUUGGUCCUCAAAUUGUGGAGUACAGAACAUGAGGGCUAAAAGCUGACUAACCUGAUAUUAGCAGAGGCAACACUCGGAACAGAAGUGACGGUGAGGAAUUUAUUAUGAUACUUGAUGACUUGAUUUUGACUGCAAAUUGUGACAUGGAAAAUGAGGACAAGUGAACAAUCGGUCAAAAUGAAUACAGAGAAGGGGAAAAAUUAGUUCUUCACUCCAUAACGUAGAAUGCAUGCUGUUCAUUCUAUUCGUUACUCUGGGGAAUUAUUGAAAUAGA
This is a messenger RNA of Synchiropus splendidus (mandarinfish), 3867 nucleotides long. It is a transcript of the gene caprin2, whose product is annotated as caprin family member 2. Gene Ontology annotation, cellular component: cytoplasm. The record is from RefSeq and is a predicted model, not a curated record. Gene Ontology annotation, molecular function: signaling receptor binding. Gene Ontology annotation, biological process: positive regulation of canonical Wnt signaling pathway. Bases 904 to 3123 code for a protein of 739 amino acids. NCBI's taxonomy places the organism in Eukaryota, Metazoa, Chordata, Actinopteri, Syngnathiformes, Callionymidae. The transcript has 18 exons.